CGACGUGCGGAGCAUCUUCGAGCAACCGCAGGAUCCCCGCGUCCUAGCCGAGAGAGGCGAGGGGCACCGUUUCACGGAACUGGCACUGCGGGGCGGCCCGGGCUGGUGUGACCUGUGCGGACGAGAGGUGCUGCGGCAGGGGCUGCGCUGCGCUAACUGUAAAUUCACCUGCCACCCAGAAUGCCGCAGCCUGAUCCAGCUGGACUGCAGACAGAAGGAGGGCCCUGCCCUGGAUAGACACUCUCCAGAAAGCACCCUUACCCCGACCUUCAACCAGAAUGUCUGCAAGGCAGUGGAGGAGACACAGCACCCGCCCACGCUACAGGAGCUCAAGCAGAAGAUUGAGAGCUACAACAGCCGGGAGAAGCACUGCCUGGGCAUGAAGUUGAGUGAAGAUGGCACCUACACAGGUUUCAUCAAAGUGCAUUUGAAACUCCGGCGGCCAGUGACAGUACCUGCUGGGAUCCGGCCCCAGUCUAUCUAUGAUGCCAUUAAGGAAGUGAACCCCGCAGCCACCACAGAUAAGCGGACAUCCUUCUACCUGCCACUUGAUGCCAUCAAGCAGCUGCAUAUCAGCAGCACCACCACUGUCAGCGAGGUCAUCCAGGGGCUGCUCAAGAAAUUCAUGGUUGUGGACAACCCACAGAAGUUUGCACUUUUUAAGCGGAUACACAAAGAUGGACAAGUGCUCUUCCAGAAACUCUCCAUUGCUGACUGCCCUCUCUACCUUCGUCUGCUGGCUGGGCCUGACACUGACGUACUCAGCUUUGUGCUAAAGGAGAAUGAAACCGGAGAGGUAGAGUGGGAUGCCUUUUCCAUUCCUGAACUCCAGAACUUCUUAACUAUCCUAGAAAAAGAGGAGCAGGACAAAAUUCACCAAGUGCAGAAGAAGUAUAACACAUUCCGGCAGAAACUGGAGGAGGCGUUACGGGAGUCCCAAGGGAAGCCUGGGGAGAAGAACAGGGCAUGUUUGUAGAAAGCUCUCCUGCUGGCUUGCCCCUGGCAGGAAGACGACAAUGGUGGUGUAGAGAGGAGGGCCUCAGAGCACAGGGUGACGAUCACACACCUCUUUGCCAUCAAGCUUCCUGAUCAGACUCUGACUUGAAGAUGUGAUAUUAUUAAACCACAAUGAGAGCAUCAGAUUAUGACUCCAGCUCUGACUAGUGCAGACUGAACACAAAUUAGCCAGGACUGCAGAGACACUCAAUAGAGGGGAUUAAAACUUGUCCCUUUCAAAGAAGGCCAGUGUUCCAAUGUAGCCUCAGAAGAGACCACUUUCUUGUUGCCCUUGCCUCUCCACACCCCUCGGGUCGUUUCAAGCCCAAGCUUCUUCAUGUAGCCUCAAAAGUUCCCUCCCCAGCUCAGGCUAGUCCACAUCGCUCCUGUCCCAGAGGAAUGCUGGGUCCUUGUCAUUCAGUCUUCUUCAGAGCUGCCAAAGCAACACAAGCUAGCAACUCUGAGGCUGUGCAUGCUAUCAACCCUGGUUGUCAGCCACCUGGUGCUCAGCCUCAUCACUUCCCUCCCUCCUGUGGAUUACAGGGACAGAUGGAAGUCAGUCCCUUCACCCUGCAUGUCUGUAGCAUUAGGAGAAGGCAUGGCUCCUGCUGCAAACACUGUGAAUGCUGCUGAGAACCUCCCUCCAUGGAUGGCUAUUUUAUUUUUGAGAAGAAAAAAAAGUCACAUAUAUA
Molecule: messenger RNA, 1688 nt
Organism: Cricetulus griseus (Chinese hamster)
Lineage: Eukaryota; Metazoa; Chordata; Mammalia; Rodentia; Cricetidae
Source: RefSeq, a predicted model, not a curated record